CUUCUUCACUGUGUUUUACUCAUUAAAACCUCAUGCAGACUCGAGCCGGUGCAUCAUGGAGUGCUGAGUUAAAUGGAUUCAUUGACCUUUGAGGAUGUGGCUGUGAACUUCAGCCUGGAAGAGUGGGUUUUACUGGAUUCUUCGCAGAAGAAACUUUACAGAGAUGUGAUGCGGGAAACCUUCAGAAACCUGGCCUCAGUAGGGAAAAAAUGGGAAGAUCAUGACACCGAAGAUGGGUACUAUACGCAGGGGAGAAAACUAAGAAGUCAUAUGGUAGAAAAACCUUAUGAAAACAAAGAGGAUCACUGUGGAGAAACCAUCACCCAGACUCCAGAUCUUAACCUGAACAAGGAAAGUCCUUCUGGAAUAAAACCACCUGAAGGUCCUCAGUAUAGAGAAACCAUCACCCAGACUCCAGAUCGUAUUCUGAACAAGAAAACGCCUUCUGGAGUAAAAUCACCUGAAGGUCAUCAGUGUGGAGAAACUAUCACCCAGACUCCAGACCUUAAUCUGAAUAAGAAAAGUCCUUCUGGAAUAAAACCACCUGAAGGUCGUCCGUGUAGAGAAACCAUCAUCCAGACUCCAGAUCUUACUCUGAACAAGGAAACGCCUUCUGGAGUAAAACCAUGUGAAUGUAGCAUGUGUGGAAAAGUCUUUGUGCGUCAUUCGUCCCUUAGUAGGCACAUCAGAUCUCACAGUGGACAUAAGCCAUAUGAGUACCACGAAUGUGAAGAGAAGCCAUACAAGUGUAAGGAAUGCGGGAAAGCCUUCAGUUACCGCAAAUCGGUUCACAGACACGAGAGGACUCACACUGGGGAAAAGCCCUACGAAUGUCAGGAAUGUGGGAAAGCUUUCACGUGGCUCACGACUUACCGAAGACACAUGAUAACUCACACAGGAGAGGGACCUUACAAAUGUAAGGAAUGUGGGAAGGCUUUCAGUUGUUCCACUUCGUUGCGAACACACGAGAGAACUCACACUGGAGAGAAACCCUAUCAGUGUAAACAAUGCGGUAAAUCCCUCAGGUCCCCUCUGGGUCUGCGAAUACAUGAAAGAAAUCACACCGGAGAGAAACCCUACGAGUGUAAGCAGUGUGGGAAAGCCCUCAGUUGUCCCAGUUCCUUUCGAAGACAUGAAAGGACUCACACUGCAGAGAAACAGUAUGAAUGUAAACAGUGUGAGAAAACCUUCAGCUCCCCUCUAGGUUUGCGGAUACAUGAAAGAAUUCACACAGGAGAGAAACCUUAUGAAUGUAAGGAAUGCGGAAAAGCUUUCAUUUCUCUGUCAAGCAUUCGAACCCACAUGAUCACACACACGGGGGAUGGACCUUACAAGUGUAAGGAAUGUGGGAAAGCCUUCAUUUGUCCCAGUUCCUUUCGAUCUCAUGAAAGGACUCACACUGGAGAGAAACCCUAUGAAUGUAAGCAGUGUGGGAAAACCUUCAGUUGGCCCAGUUCUUUUCGAAUACACGAAAGAACACACACUGGCGAGAAACCUUAUGAAUGUAAGGAAUGUGGCAAAACCUUCAUUUAUCGCACAACCUUUCAGGGACACAUGAGAAAGCACACUGGAGAGAAACCCUAUAAAUGUGAGGAAUGUGGGAAAGCCUUCAUUUCUCCCUCAAGUGUUCGAACGCACAUGAUCAUGCACACUGGAGAUGGGCCUUAUAAAUGCAAGGAAUGUGGGAAAGCCUUCAAUUUUCCCAGUUCCUUUCGGAUACACGAAAGGACUCACACAGGAGAGAAGCCCUAUGAAUGUAAACAGUGUGGUAGAGCUUUCAGUUGUUACACGUCCUUUCGGACACACGAGAAAACGCACACUGGAGAAAAACCCUAUGAGUGUAAGGAAUGUGGAAAGGCCUUCAUUUAUCGCACUACCUUUCGAGGACAUGUGAGAAUGCACACUGGUGAGAAACCGUACAAAUGUAAAGAAUGUGGAAAAGCCUUCAGUCGUCCCAAUUCAUUUCGAAGGCAUGAGAGAUCUCACACUGAAUAGAAACUUCCCGAAUGUAAGCAUUGUGGGAAAAACGUUAGUGAACCUUCAUCCUCACAUGUGAAAGCCCCAUGGGAGAGCAGUCCAA
Enhydra lutris kenyoni (northern sea otter) is the source of this 2080-nucleotide messenger RNA. RefSeq names its product zinc finger protein 709-like. The coding region runs from base 73 to 1995 and encodes 640 amino acids. Lineage: Eukaryota; Metazoa; Chordata; Mammalia; Carnivora; Mustelidae. Gene Ontology annotation, cellular component: nucleus. Gene Ontology annotation, biological process: regulation of transcription by RNA polymerase II. The record is from RefSeq and is a predicted model, not a curated record. The transcript is spliced from 4 exons. Gene Ontology annotation, molecular function: RNA polymerase II transcription regulatory region sequence-specific DNA binding; DNA-binding transcription factor activity, RNA polymerase II-specific.